Molecule: messenger RNA, 6714 nt
Organism: Paramecium pentaurelia
Lineage: Eukaryota; Ciliophora; Oligohymenophorea; Peniculida; Parameciidae
Source: the annotation of a GenBank genome assembly
AUGAAUCUGAUAGUUUUUGUCUAUUUUCUCUUACAAUCACAUUUAAAUCAAACAAUGAAUAUUUCAUGUGAAUGUGCUCAUAUUAUUGAAGAAAAUAAGUGUAAUAAUUCACAAAAGUGUUUAUGGAACAAUAUGAAUGAAAAAUGUUAAAUAAAUGUGAAUGCUGAAUCUUAAAAUCAAAUUUUAUCCUAUUGUUCAUAAUUUAUGGAGGAUGAAUGUAUUUUAAAUAAGAAAUGUGCAUUUCACUUAGGAAAAUGCUAAGAUUUUACGAAAUGCGAUGACUUAUUAAAAGAUAAAUGUUUAACAUCAUCUUUUUGGUGUAUUUCAAAUGGAUAAAUUUGUAUUCCUAAGAAUGAAUGCCAAGAAUAUUAAAAUAAAUAAGUAUGUCACAAUAAAAAUAUUAAUGGGAAAUUUUGUAUAUGGAAAAUGACAAAUGAUGGUCAUAAAUGUUAAAAUAUAGAAAGUUGUGAAGAAUUGCCAUAAAUCUUAAAUACAGAUUAUGAAUGCAGAGAAUAAAUUAGCUAUUGCACAACAUCUAAUUUAGGUGGAUGUAUGAGAUCAAAAGAUUAUUGUAAUAUGUAUACUUAAGAGGAGUAAUGCUUUUAAAGUUAUAAUAAUAUAAAGUGUUUUUGGGAAGAAACAUUAAAUAAAUGUUUUGAGAAAAAUUGUACUAAUAAAUAUUUAAGUACUCAUGAAGAAUGCUAGAAGUUUUUAUCAAAUUGCACUAGUAAUGGAAGUUAAUGUAUAGAGAAAUCAACAUGUUAAUCAUAUACUAAAUAAUAUGGAUGUGUUAUAGAUAAUCUAGGGAAUCCUUGUAUUUAUUAUUAAGGACAAUGCUAUUAGAAAAGUUGUGUUUAAGCACCGAUAAUAGUAAAAUCAAUGCUUUAAUGUUAAUUAUUUGAUAAUGGCAAUUAAUUCUGUGUUCCAAAAAGAAAUGGUGGAUGCAAAAUAACACCAAAUUAAUGUGAUUAAUUAGAAACGUAAGAUUCUUGUCAAAUAGUUAAUUAACUUGUAGGUAGAUAUUGUAUAUGGGAUGAAAGAAUAUAAAUAUGUAAAGUAAAAGAAUGUAAAGAUGCUCCUUUAAAUUUUGAUCAUAAUUAAUGUAUAUAUUGGCUAGAUGAUUAUGAAUGUAUAAGUGGAUAAGGAAAUGGUUGUAUUUAAAAUUUUGAGAAUUGUAAUGAUAUUAAGAAUCUGAAAAGUUGUGUAAAAAAUAAAAAUAGGAAAUAAUGUGUUAUUGAAAAUGAUGAAUGUUUUGAAGAAGAAUGUAAAAGUUUUAAAUAUCCUAAAUAUGAUACAAAUUAAAAAUGUUCAGAUAGAUUAAGUAUUUGCACUUAUAAUUAUUUAACUAAAAGUUGUGUUAAUAAAAUAUGCGAAAACUUAUCUGAAAAGGAAUGUAAUUAUGAUUUUGAGAUGAAUAAAUGUUUGAUACCCUCUGGUUGUUAACAUAAAAGAUGUGAAUCAGCUUCAUUGCAUCUAAGUUCAUAUGAAGAUUGUCAAAAUUGGGAUAUUAAAUGUACAAUAAAUGUAAUUGUUACUAUAGAUAUGGUAUAUUUGAAUGGAUGUAUAACUAAAUAUUUGGAAUGCAACUAAUUUAAGUAUUAAUAAUAAUGUAAAUCAACCUUAUAAGGGAUUCCAUGCUAUUGGAAUAUUGAAGUAAAAUAAUGUGAAUUUUAAACUUGCAAUAAUGCUCCAUUCUCAUUUAAUACAAUAUCUUAAUGUUAAGAAUGGGUUAAGUAUCACAAUUAGAAAUGUGUUAAUAAAUAGAAUGGGGGAUGCAUUGAAUAAUUUCCUUAAUGUUAGUAAUUAACUGAAGAGUUGCAAUGUAAUAUUGGUUCAUUGAACAAUUUAUGCUUUUGGAAUACUCAAACUAAUAAUUGUGAAGAUAGAACUUGUAUGAAUGCAUAUACAACCUUUAAUACUAAUUUAAAAUGUAGAUAAUGGUUAUCAUCUUGUAAAUUAAAUAAGUCUGGAUUAGGAUGUGAAACUGAUUCUGGAAUAUAUGAUUUAUGUACUGAUGCACCAGAAAUAGAAUAAUUUAGCACACAUGAAGAAUGCUAAGCAUUAAAUCCCAAAUGUACACUUAAAUUAGGAUCUAGUUGUGCUAUUAAAUUAAAUUGUGAAAGUUAUUUAAUUUAAAAUGAAUGUUUGAUUGAUGUUAACAAUUAGCCAUGUAAGUGGAAUGGAACAACUUGUAUAACAUAGAGAUGCACUGAUAUCCCAAUUACACCUACUAGCUAAAAUGAUUGUCUUUUAUUUUCUAGUAUAUGUAUGAUAUAAACUUAAAAUGUAACAUGCAUAGAAAAAAAACCAAAUUGUACUGAAUAUAAUAAUGUUUCUGAUUGUAAUGUUAAUUCUGCAGGUUAAAAAUGUUAAAUGGACACUCCAACUUGUUUAGUUGUAAAAGAUUUAAUUUAUGCUACAUCGUAUUAUUGUAGCUAUGAAAAUAAGGAUACAGGAUUUCUAUAUUAAUAUAGUUUUUCAGAUUAAUGUAUUGAAACUCCCUAAGUUUGUAGUUCAGUUCCUUAAAUUUAUUGUAAUGAAAUAGUAACAAUCAAUAAUGAAAUAUGUUCAUAUGAUGGCACUCAAUGUUAAGUCCUAAAUUUAUAAUCAAAUCCAUAGGAAGAUUGCAGAAGAUAUAAUUCACAAAUUACAUAACGACAAUGUAAAUAGUAUUCAAAUACUUGUGAAUUAGAUUUUAUUCAAUAAUUUCGUUGUACAUAUACUUCUUGCUUAAAUGUUUUGAAAGGUUAAUGCGAAUUCAUCACCCUGAAUAAUAAUAUUCAAUGUGCCUGGAAUAAUUCUACAUGCCAAGUAAGAACUUGUAAUAACAUGAGUGAAGAAUAUAGUUCCGUUUACUAAUGUAUAUAAUGGCUAGAUUCUUGCUCGUAUGAUUAAACAAACAAUAUUUGUAAUGAUAGGACUUCAUGCUCUUAAGAAACAUCUAAGUUUUUAUGUAAUUAAGCCUCAUAUAUUAAUCAAUAGGGGAAAAAAGUUUAUUGCUAUUGGAAUUCAAACGAAUGUUCUGAUAUUACCUUAUGUGCAUAAAUUUAAAAUCCAAUCUCACAUAGAAUGUGUCAAGAUAAACUGCCAUCUUGCACUUCUUAAACUUCUUCCUAAAUUUCUAUCUGUGUUGAGACACCUUUGUUUUGUAAUUAGAUUUAAAAUUAUGAUCAAUGUUUGAGAAAUUCUAAAUAUGAGAGAUGUUAAUGGUCUUACGGACUAUGCUUUUAAUUUAGUUGUAAAUUGUAAUUUUUACCUACAUUUUAUGCGCCAAUUCGAUAUUAAUUUUGCAAAAAUAGGUAACCAUUUUGUGUAUUUAAUCCAUAAAAUUCUUCGUGCGAGGAACUUAAUUAAUGCUAAUUGAUUCCAUACUAAAUAAUUAAUGAAUAGAAUUGUGUAAAUUUUAGUUAUCUUUGUAGAAUAAAUGAGUAAUAUGAUAGUUGUAUUAGGAAUACAAAAUGCUCUUAAGCAUCUACAUAUUUUCAAUAUCAAUGUGAUUUAUUUCUACUGCAUAAAAAAUGCAGGAGAAAAGAGUUUAAAUAUAGCUGCUAACCUAAAGCUUAAUUUUGUUGGCAAUAUCAAAAAUUAGAAAAUUGUAAAUUUGAUUAUCAAUAAAAUAAAUGCUACUGGAAGGUAUCUUUAAAUUAAUGCGUCAAUUUUUCAUGCAACUAGAUUGACCAAUAGGUUUAGUCCCAUUAGGAUUGUUAAUAAAUAUCAUCUGAUUGUACUAUCAAUAUUUAAGAUUCAAUAUAUUCAUGUUUAAAUUUACUUUAAUGUGAAUUAUAUUAAUAUGAAUAAUAAUGUGUUAUUAAUUAGAAUCAUUAGAUUUGUAGUUGGAUAGAUAACAAAUGCAUUUUUGAUAAUUGUAGAAAUGCUGCUAAAAAUAUUAUUUAUAAUGUUGAAUCAUGUGAGAAUAAUUAUGGUAGUAAUUGCACUAUCAAUGAGGAUAGAUCUGGAUGUAUAAUAAAAUAAAAAAUGUGUAAAUAUUACAAUCAAUUCUAAUGUUUAACUCCUAAUUAAAGAAACUUAUCUGGAUUACUUUGCUUUUGGGAUUAAAUGAAUUAAAUUUGUUCAGAACCAAUUUGUGAUUAAGCUCCUUAGAAUUAUAAUUAAUUAUUUGAAUGUUAAUCUUUUAAUUAUAACUGCUAACCUUCCUAAUGUAGAUAAGCCAAAUGCGAAGAUUUUAAAUAUAACACAGAUACUAAAUGCUAAUUUGCACUUUCUAAUAGUUAAUGCACUACAAAUGGUUUAUAAUGUGUUUAAAGGAAAUAAUGUGAAAAUGCAAUAAAUUCUUAGGCAUGCACUUAUUCAAUAGAUUUUCAAGAUUGUUAAUGGUUAGAAGAUGAAAAUUAGUGCUUUCUUAAAUCUUGUGAUUCUGCACCUAGUAGCAUUAAAACACAUUAAGAAUGUUAAGAGUACUUUAUAGGAUGCACUGCUAAGUUAAAUGGAGGUUGUAUUUAAAUUACAACAUGUAAUUCAAUUUAAAUUAAAGAAGGAUGCAUAAUAGAUUAAUUUAAAGUUAAUUGUUUAUGGGAUGAAGGUAAGAAUUAAUGUAUUUAUUUGCUGUGUGAUACUAUUUGUGGAGAUGGGAUUGUAGGUUACAAUGAAGAAUGUGAUGAUGGAAAUUUGUUACCUUAUGAUGGGUGUUAUAAAUGUAAAAUAUAAUGUUAAUAUGGUUGUAAUAUUUGUGCCUAAAAAAUGUGUUUGGAUUGUGCAAUCGGUUAUGAAUUAAGUUUGGAUGGCUUAUGUUAUGAAAUUUGUGGUGAUGGUUUAAUUAUUGGAAAAGAAGAAUGUGAUGAUAUGAAUAAAAUCUAAGAAGAUGGCUGUUUUGACUGUAAAUUCUAGUGCCAUCGCUAAUGUCUCAUAUGCGCUUAAGGUAUAUGCUAACUUUGCUAAAAUGGUUGGGAAUAAUACAAUAAUCAAUGCAGAUCUGUUUGUGGAAAUGGUCAGUUAGUUGAGGAAUAUGAAUAAUGUGAUGAUGGCAAUAUUGAUAAUUUUGAUGGUUGUGAUUUAAAUUGUAAAGUUGAAAAAGAUUGGAUCUGUAAUUAAUCAUUAAUUACAGGAUUGAGUGAAUGUAUAAAUUAAGAAGCUCCAAAAAUCUAAUUAAUUAACCUAUCUUAAAAAAAAAAUAGUGAACAAAUUAUAAUGAUUUCAUUUAAUUAAUAAAUCAAGUUGAAACAACUUUGUAGUUUAGAAGAUUAUAUUAAAAUUAAUGUUACAAAGGAUGUAAACUUUGAUUACACUAUAGUUCCUAUUAAUUAGGCAACUUAAAAAUUAGGAAAUGUCGAAUAUUAAAUUUCAAUAAAGUUAUUAGAAUCAGUUUAAGAACCUUUUGCAACUGUGUCAUUUUUAGAAUCAAUUUUUGUUAAUAAUCUCGAUCAAGAGUUAGCAUUGUUAUCUUAAUCUAUAAGUCUAGGUACUCCUUUAAUUUUAUCUCUUGAAGCAAAGAAUAGAUUAGAUAGUACAAUAUAAUUCAAUGAAAUCAUGAUUUAUGUAUUUAUAGCAUCUUCCACUCUAUCUGUAUUAACAGGCAAUUUUGAUUUAUUUUUCAAUAUGCUUGCACUUUUAUAAUAAUUAUCCUAUGUACGAUAUUUAGCUGUACCAUAUCCAAGUCAUUUAGAAUAGUAUUUAAAAAUUUUUAAAAUUAUAUCAUUCUAACCUUUGUAUGAUAAAUUACAGAUUGACUAUUAUUUUUCGAAAUUAAAUUUUGGUAAAACACCAUUUAUUUAAUCAAAUAAUCCAAAGAAAGAAGAUCCUGAAUUUAACAACGCAUUUUUUCUUGUAAAUGCUAAAAGCUUUUAUUUAACUAUGUUUACUUCAUUUGUAAUUUAUGCAAUCUCAAAAAUAAUCAAAAAGUUAAGUUGUAGCAUAUAUAGUAAUUUGUAAUAAUUCAAAAACUUUAAGAAACUAAAAAUAAUUUAUAUGAUCUUCAAUAAUAUAAAAUAGUUUUCUGAAAAAACAGCAAAUUACUUUAUUUAUUCUGGAAUGAUUAAAGUUUUUAUAUCUACAUAAUAUUAGUUAAUGUACAGUGCUUAUAGUUAAUGUCCAGAAUAUCAUUUUAAUAUGGAAUUUGAAAAUAUUUUUGUUACUUUUAACUCUUUCAAUGCAUUAUUUGCUAUUUCAAUACCUCAUUUAUUUCUCUUCUAUUCUAUAGUUGUUCUAUAAAAAUAAUACAAAAUAACUACUAAAAAUCGAUUUUCAAUAUUUUAUGAAAAUGUAAAAUAAACAUAUUGGUCCAGAUUCUUCAUUCCCUUUUCAAUGGUAAAAGUUGCUGUUUAUAUGGGAAUUGUUUGCUUUUUGUACAAUUCCCCUAUCAUUUAGGUUAUAUCAUUAACUAUAUUAUCUAAUGUUUACUUCUAUUAUCUUUUGGUUGUUCAACCAUGUACUUAAAAAUUAGAACUUAUCAAACUCAUUAUAAGAGAAAUUACAUUUUUAAUAAUUGUUUCAUCACUUUUUCCGUAUACAUUAGCUGUUGAUGAUAAAAUCAUUAGUUUAUUGGGAUGGAUUCAUAUUGGUUUUUUUUCACUAAUUAUUGCAUCAAACAUUAUAAUAGAUUUUAUUAAUUAAUUAUAACAAUUAUUUAAUAAAUAUUAGAAAAAUAAAUUAAAAAAAUUAAAAAAGAAAUAGCAAUAAGAGAACAAUUAGAAUUAUAACAGCUUUAUGAUCAUUUCAGAUGCUAAUUUAUAAAAUCAAAGGCUAGCAUCUAAAAAAUGA